This is a messenger RNA of Bicyclus anynana (squinting bush brown), 1436 nucleotides long. Its product is annotated as transforming growth factor beta-1-induced transcript 1 protein. The record is from RefSeq and is a predicted model, not a curated record. NCBI's taxonomy places the organism in Eukaryota, Metazoa, Arthropoda, Insecta, Lepidoptera, Nymphalidae. The transcript is spliced from 6 exons. Gene Ontology annotation, cellular component: Z disc; nucleus. Gene Ontology annotation, molecular function: transcription coregulator activity. The coding region runs from base 127 to 669 and encodes 180 amino acids.
UCCUUAGCGUACAUUGCAUCACUACACUAUAAGCGCGCGCUCGGAGCUGCCAGUAGUGCCAGUCCGUUUCGCGAUUACCUUUAGUGUGUACGUGUCUCUUGUAAAAUCUAACAGAAAUACGACAUCAUGGCCACAAAAGACGCAGGACCUGUCAUGUGCAACAGCUGUCACUCAGCUAUCAGCGGCAGAAUCGUCACAGCGCUGGACAAGAAGUGGCACCCGGAGCACUUCACGUGCAACACGUGCAGGAAGCCCAUCGACGGCGCCAAGUUCCACCAGCACGACGGCGGCGUGCACUGCGUGCCGUGCUACGCGCAGCACCACAGCCCGCGCUGCCACGGCUGCGGGGACCCCAUCACUGACCGCGUGAUCCAGGCUCUGGGCGCGUCGUGGCACGCGCACCACUUCGUGUGCGGCGGCUGCAAGAAGGAGCUCGGCGGUGGAGGCUUCAUGGAACAGGCCGGGCGGCCGUACUGCUCGUCGUGCUACGCCAACAAGUUCGCAGCGCGCUGCGCAGGCUGCGCCUCGCCCAUCGUGGACAAAGCCAUCAUCGCGCUUGACGCCAAGUGGCAUCGCGAAUGUUUCACUUGCACCAAAUGCAGAAAACCCGUCACUGAUUCCACAUUCUCGGUGCUGGACGGCAAGCCCCUGUGCGGCAAAUGCGCAUAAACACACACAAGCACACACAGCCAAACACUACACAAUAUACUAUUUAUUAUCACACACACGUUGACCCAUCAACAGCAUCCAAAGUGCACUUAUGACACCGCCCGUAUUAAAUGAAGGAAAUAAAGCUAGUUCCCGCUAAAGUUGAUACCGUAACACAUACGAUUACAGUAAACAAAUGCAUCAUCGGUACAUACCUGUAACAUCCAUGCCUACUUUCGUAUCUUAUUUAUGGGAAAACCCUAUACUAUGUUAUAGGAAAAUGAAAUUGAAUUGAACAAACCCCUUUGAUUUACGCCGCGGAGUUAUAUUGAUUGUGUGGGAAUUAAAAUUUUUCUAGUUAACCGUAUCCGUAGUACAUCGAUUAGCUUGUUGAUUGUCAUUCUGGCACAAAGUUUAAGCUCACUUUAUAGGGAAAGGGAUAUAAAUAAGUCAUACUUAAACAUAAAUAAAUAUAUACAUAGUUUUCUAAAUUUCAAAUGCGACAAAUAUUUUCAUAUUACAUAUAGAAUAUUUUAAGGAUACUUUAAGGAUCUAAUGUAAUCCAUAAUAUUAGACGAAGCUUGGCUUAAAAAAGUAUACACAAAGACAUUUCGUUGUAAAUAUUUAUAGGUAUUUGUGGUAAAUACCUAAUUUUUUACCUAAUUUUUAUUAUUACUAAGUUAUUAAUAAGCUUGCGCUAUCGGAUGUAAAGCGACAUUGUGUUGAAAAGUUACAAUUAUUUCGUACGCUAUCGCGGCACUUCUUUUUCAAAUAAAUCAUUGUUUUAA